AUGCACGUGCUCGAGGAUUCAGUGCUUGAUCAGGUCGGCACGUAUUCGUGGGGUUCGGCCUGUUUGGCCAAUCUAUACAGAGAGUUGGGUAUAUGCAGCCGAGCACAGUCGAGGGGCUUGACGGGUUGCACCACCCUUCUUCAGUGCUGGAUAUACGAGUAUUUCCCGAGAUUCCAGCCGCCGGAGGAGAGCGAGCGUUACCUCGAGUUUCAGCCUCGAUGCAAGAGGUGGAACGCGCCGCCAAAAGCGGGCACGCUCGAGCAUAUUCGAGGUUUACUCGACAAUAUGACAGCGGAUGAUGUCGAGUGGCUACCGUAUGGUCGGGAUAUACACGAGAGUAUCCCUCGUACGUUGUAUCAUGGCACGAUCCAGUACAUGUGGGUCGUAGAGCCGUAUAUGCCUGAUCGUUGCGUCCGACAGUUCGGGUGGGUUCAGGAUAUACCGCGCAGUUUGAUUCCAUCGAUGAAGCCAUGUUCACGCGGUCCCAAAGGAGGACGGCACGGCAACGGGUGGGAAGUCGACGAGCACUACAUGGAAUGGUACACCGAUCGGACCCAUCCGAAGAUCAACAACCCCGACGUAGGCCCGGCUCCAGUGCAUCGAGAGAAUGUGAGGCCACCAGAUCAGCCGGCUUAUUACCAGAUAGUACGUGCACUGUACCCGAUCACCAGGAGCACUGGACAAGACUGGAUGCAGCAGUUUGCCGAUCUACGUGCCGAUCUUGGAGAUAUUAUGCAGCCCGCCGCCCGAUAUAUUGGCAUCGACCAUGACAACGACAACGACGACGACGAUGACGACGACGAUCAUGAGGUGCAGCCGCCGAGGAGAGCGAUGCGGUAG
Molecule: messenger RNA, 840 nt
Organism: Erythranthe guttata (spotted monkey flower)
Lineage: Eukaryota; Viridiplantae; Streptophyta; Magnoliopsida; Lamiales; Phrymaceae
Source: RefSeq, a predicted model, not a curated record